AGCGCGCCGUGGCGUGUGCAGACGCGGCCACCACCCGUCCGCAGCAUGGCCGUGGCGGGGCCGCCGCCCACCGCCGCCGCUAUCCCCUCUUUUGCCGUGGCCUGCGGCCUGGUGUGGCAGCGUUAUUCGUGCCUGGUGGUGGCGCCGCACCGCAGGCACGUCGCGCUGGCGCCGCGCUACCUGGGCCGCAAGCGCACCGGCAUCCGCGCCCAGCUGGACGCCGAGCUCCUGCGGUACUCGGAGAGCCUUCAGGGUGUGCCGGUGGCUUACGACAAUAUUAAAGUGGUGGGCGCGCUCGGGGACAUUUACGACGACCAAGGAUUCAUCCACCUGAACAUCGAGGCUGAUUUCGUGAUCUUCAGCCCCAAGAAAGGGAAGAAACUGGUGGGUGUAAUUAAUAAAGUGGCCCCUAGUCAUAUUGGCUGCCUGAUACAUGGAUGCUUCAAUGCUUCUAUCCCUAAACCUGAACAAAUGUCAGUUGCACAGUGGCAAGACCUGGGGUUAAAAAUAGGCGAUGAACUGAAAUUUCAAGUAUUGCACUUAGAUUCUGAUGCAGCUGGGGUGUUCUUCAUUCGAGGAGGACUCACUAAAAGCCGCAUGAAGCCUAAAAAAUCUGGGGCUGUCACUGACAGUGCAAAUGGAGAUGAAACUCAAAAGCUUGACCACCAAGAAAAUAGCUUGAAUGACUCUGUGGGAGAUAAUGUUACAGAGAAGCCAUUUGAUGAGACUAGUAACACUGGGAAGGAAAAUGCGGAAGAGCAAAGCGUCAGUGCCAUGAAUGGAUUAUGUGAUGAUAAAAACAAGAAGAAGAAAAAGAAAACACAUAAGCCAGAAGAAAAUGUAUUGCCUACCACUGACUCCAGUGGUUACCAAAGUGACCAUAAAAGGUCAAAGAAAAGAAAGCAUUGCAGUGAAGUUGAAGCAAGUGAAUUAUCUCAGCUGUCACAAGAACCCAAAGCUAAAAAAACUAAAAAGGAACUACAGUCUCAAGUGCCUUUCCUGAAUAAGAGUUCAGAUGUUUUUGAUAAGCUGUCACAUAGCAAGGAGAAGGUUAGAAAGUAAAAUUGUAUUUUGUCCUAUAACUGUAUUGAUAGUUACAUCAAAGAAACUAUCAGGUGAUCUAGAGAAAACACAUGCAGGUAUUUUUCCUGUUUUAACAGUAGGUUGUCAACAAAGCCAAUAUUCACGUCUGUCUAUGGUUGUUAAUCUUUUGUCUAUGUUAUGAAAAAUGUAGUUCCAACUUAACCAGCUAUUGUGAGUUUCUAAAGCAAGGUCAACUUCUUUGUUGUGUUACAAAUAUUUUGAUUCUGCAAACAUGUUUUUAGAGUAUUGAAUGCCUUUGGCAGGAGAGCAAGUGCUCUUAGAAAAAAGUAUUUUUAGCUGUUAUUAAAACAAUUGUUCUGCACUCUGUGAAGCCUGCAGUGAUCUGCAGUAUUAUCUUUUGCCCUUUGUCUUUUCCUUGCUUCUUUUAGAACAAAUUCUUUGCUUUUGGUUUGGCAGUUUUCUGUUGCUCAAAAUAUGCAGCCCAAACAGACCAGUGGAUGAGCUCUAAGGAAGGAUUUUUUUUAAAGGGCCUAAGUAAGCUAGCUGCCUUUUGGAAAACAUGAGCCUUGAUCAAAACUGCCUCUGAAUAAAUGGUUUGCCUUUGGAAGCAUCCCAACCUUUGACAGCCCUCAGACAGUACAGACCGUUGUUGUAAAAAGCAUGGGGGUAGUUAGAUACCCAAACUGUUAGAGCUCAUUUUUUUCCAUAUACCUGUGAAGAGGUUAUGUGAUCUGAUGCUCUCAGGAUUUUUAGGGUUGGCUAUGAAAGGGCUGAAAUAGUUUCAUUAUAACAAGGCAUAUAUUUUUCUUACCAUAAUGUUGAUUCUAUUCUGCUUUUUAGCUUUUGGAAAUUCUGUCAUUUCAAUAAAGCCUGAAGGAAUUGA
Messenger RNA from Pezoporus flaviventris, 1927 nucleotides. It is a transcript of the gene POLR1F, whose product is annotated as RNA polymerase I subunit F. The record is from RefSeq and is a predicted model, not a curated record. The coding region runs from base 46 to 1062 and encodes 338 amino acids. The transcript is spliced from 4 exons. Gene Ontology annotation, biological process: DNA-templated transcription initiation; DNA-templated transcription. NCBI's taxonomy places the organism in Eukaryota, Metazoa, Chordata, Aves, Psittaciformes, Psittacidae. Gene Ontology annotation, cellular component: RNA polymerase I complex.